Molecule: messenger RNA, 1935 nt
Organism: Hermetia illucens (black soldier fly)
Lineage: Eukaryota; Metazoa; Arthropoda; Insecta; Diptera; Stratiomyidae
Gene: cbt
Product: Krueppel-like factor 10
Exons: 2
Coding region: 189-1481 (430 amino acids)
Biological process (GO): regulation of transcription by RNA polymerase II
Molecular function (GO): RNA polymerase II cis-regulatory region sequence-specific DNA binding; DNA-binding transcription factor activity, RNA polymerase II-specific
Source: RefSeq, a predicted model, not a curated record
GAAGAAGGUACGCCGCGCGUUUCCAUUCGACAGUCAGUUCAUUCGUUCAUGGAACACUGAACAGUGAAGUGUGAAAACUUGUGCGCUCUUACGAGUUUACGGCAAUUGCAAGAGAAAGUUCUAUUAAAAGUUAAGUUAAACUAGAAAGAAAUUGGAAAUUAGCGACCGGAAGAAUAUAACAGAGAGUCAUGGAAUAUCAGAUCUUACCGUCGCCGCCUGCAACUCCUCCCCUGGGGGAUAUUAAUAUAUCGGAAAAGCAAAAUAAAAUGAUUUUAUCGCAAUGCAUGAAAGCUGAUCACAUCCCAAUCAAAGGUGUCAUCACUCCAAACCCGUCCGACUCCGAAGAUGACAUUGAGCCACCAUCAUGCAAACGUGCCAGACUUUCUACGCCUGAACAAUUUGGACUAGUGCAACCAUCGCUCACUCCACCACCCGAAAGCAUGAUCAACGACGUCGUCUUAUCUGCACGUAGUGAUAUUCAAGAAAUCACAAAGGAUCACAUGAAUUAUAUCGACAGUCGAGAUUAUCAACAAAUCCAGCAGCAACCACAACAACCAGUACGAGCGAGUGUUAUUAUGCAUGCAAGCCGCAAUGGAAUCCAUCCCGUCCUAUCAGAAGAUAACUCACAGUCAUCUGAAGCACUGAAUGAAUCCCAAUACGAUUCAGUGAAUGUUUUCAGACAAGUUAAAUUCAAAAUGGGACGAACCAGCCCCAGUAGCCCUGUAAAAGUGGAACACGCCGAAACCACAUCUGAGAUUGUGAGAGUAGAACCUGCACCACAAAUCCAUCAAAAUACAAACCGGACUCAAGGUGAACUACAACAUACCCGUGAUCAAACUCCUCCCCAACAAGCCGAGAAAACCUACACAACAUUAGAGUCACCAAAGCCAAAGGAAUCGGCCAUUGGAGCCCCGAAAAAGACUUAUCCAAUGAUUGCACCAAAAAAUGUCUACUGUAUAACGGCAGCAAAGCCCCCUUCAAACAUCAUUCCUGCCCAGUUCGUCCUGAUUAAUUCAACUGCUGGACCAAUUCCUGCUUUCGCUCAGCCUACACCCCAGCCACAACCCAAACAACAGACGCAACAGGAACGAAGACGGGUCUAUGAAUGCCAACAUCCAAAUUGCGGAAAGAAUUAUUUCAAAUCAAGCCAUCUCAAGGCUCAUCAGCGUGUUCAUACUGGUGAGCGACCAUUUAUUUGCAAAUGGGAGAACUGUGAUAGGAGAUUCUCACGAUCGGACGAGCUAUCCCGGCACAAACGAACUCAUACUGGCGAAAAGAAAUUCAUUUGUCACGUAUGCCAGAAGAAGUUCAUGCGAAGUGACCACCUUUCGAAACAUGUAAAACGUCACGGAAAAGAUAAGACAGGUUCGGUGCAAAACGGGAACUCCAUAAUACACCUUCGCCCGAUUGUUCCAGCCCCGGUGCAAGUACAUAUCUGCAAUGAUCAAUCGUUCGCGUUGCAAGUUCAGAAUCUUGUCUAAACUGCAAUGAUCCCAAAUGGAUGGAACAGGCUUGAAGAAGGAAGCAAACAAGAUGUUUUUUUGAAGGUUGAAGACUAUUUGGUUUUUGUUCAUACUUUGAAGCUACAUUUAUCUACUUUUAUUCAUUAUAAUUUUUGAAAUAAUGAUUCAACAGGAAUUUACUUCCUUCUCCAAAUUCCCACCUACUUUGCUUUCAAAACAUGUUUAUAGUCCUUCAGUGUGGGAUCCUAUCAUUCCAAAAAAUUAAAGAAAUAACUUAAAGUACCAUUAAUUUAAAUGACUCCUUUGAAACAAGUGUAAUUCUUAAAUAUGUGCGUCUAAAGAUUCAUUAUUGGAGUUAUGUUUUCUAUCUGUGAUAAAAAUGUUUAGGUUUAGUAAUUAUUUAUUGUCAUAAGAAAACAAAUAUCUAUAUAUUUAGCAAUAAACAUAAUCCAAAAGAUAUAUUUACUAUAAA